Colletotrichum tamarilloi is the source of this 405-nucleotide messenger RNA. RefSeq lists its product as uncharacterized. The coding region runs from base 1 to 405 and encodes 134 amino acids. The record is from RefSeq and is a predicted model, not a curated record. Lineage: Eukaryota; Fungi; Ascomycota; Sordariomycetes; Glomerellales; Glomerellaceae. The transcript has a single exon.
AUGUCCGAAUGUCUCACAACGCCCGUCCGGCUACAUUCAUGGCUACGGCCACACGCACCCUCCCAAAAGGUCAGCCAACAAGAUGAGCAGAUUUGCCAAGCAAGCCUGAUUAUCUAUCGUCUGGGUCCUUCUUACAAUGUGUUAGCUGUCGUGAAGGAUCGAGACCAAGGAGUAGAGCAAAAGUUAGUUUCGCGAAGCUCUGUACUGGGUGUGGAAGGGGUCGAGAAGCUCUUGCAACUGUUUAGCGUGGCGCGGAAGGGGGUGACCUGGGAGUUGUCGGGGUUGCCAGAAGCUCUAGGAAGCUCUGCGAAGCUCUUGCAACUUGUUGAGGUGCAACUGCUCUGUCUGCCGUGCACUUGCACACUCACACACACACACAGAGCUGAACCCCUCUUUCCUGUCUAG